This is a messenger RNA of Fusarium falciforme, 1098 nucleotides long. RefSeq lists its product as hypothetical. NCBI's taxonomy places the organism in Eukaryota, Fungi, Ascomycota, Sordariomycetes, Hypocreales, Nectriaceae. The record is from RefSeq and is a predicted model, not a curated record. The transcript has 3 exons. Bases 1 to 1098 code for a protein of 365 amino acids.
AUGGCCCUCGGCUACCAUGAAGACUUGUCGACCAAAUACGAAACACCCUCGUUCCUCAUUAAGCUACGAAAGGCGGCAUUUGCUCGAAUCUACUCACUGGAUAAGAACUCAUCUCUUUUUCUCGGUCGCCCACUUCGCUUGAGCAAAAGAUUUUGCCAUUUUCAGCUCCCCGACAGUCGGCUUCCAUUAGACUGCCAAUCACCGUUGCCGGAUGAGCUAGGUCUCUACCAAUGGGAUCCGGACUCUGCGAUGAACUACCGGGCAGAGACUCGCUGGUCAGCCCUCUGUGCCUUUGUCAAAGAAGAUGCCAUAGAGCUCUUAUUUGAUGUUAACCGGUCUGACUGCCGGCAAACCGUUGAGGCGCUUCAAAAGAUAGCAGAUACACAGUGGAACUCACUUCCAGCCCACUUUCGAGUUCAGGAUAGCAUUAGGAACCAUUCAGAUAGUCCAUUUCAACGGGACUUCAUCGCCAGCAUCCGACUCAAUUACUUACACGUGUCCUUCUUACUCCGCCGCCUUGGAUGGGACCGACUCUCUGAGCCCAACGCCCCCCUAAUCGAAGUCGCCAUCGAGAUGCUUAAGCUAGUUGUCGAGCUCGCCAUGUUGCGAGAGGAACUCUCAAACUCGGGCACCAAGCUGUCUUGGAAGAUUGCUCACUAUGGGUUACCCGCCGCGGGCAUCAUAUUGCUGGCCAUGCUCAACCCACACCCGACUCCGCCCUGCCUCCGGACGACACGGAGCAGCGUUCUCCAGGAUCUUACGGUCUUGACCAUGGAGAUUGAGAAAGGUACAGUGGCGAAAGCGGGAGACGCCAACUACGCCCUGCUGACCAAGGCCACUCAAACGAUCCAUCGGUUUCUAGAUUUUACUCUGAGUGACAAAAGGGCUGUACAGCUGACUACGGUUCCCCAGCUGCCGGAGGGGCUCCAGAACGCGGGCACGUGGGAGCAGCAGCUUGGUCAGGACUUCCUGGAAUCCGAAUUGUCCUUCUGGGACAAUAUGGCGGAUCAUCCAUCCCUCUUCAGCCAUUAUCUCUUAACAGAAGACGAAGGACUCGAUGGGCCUUCUCUGCCAGUGACAGUCGCAGGGGGGUCCUGA